Messenger RNA from Symbiodinium natans, 5139 nucleotides. Lineage: Eukaryota; Dinophyceae; Suessiales; Symbiodiniaceae. The record is from the annotation of a GenBank genome assembly.
AUGGCCUUCGAAUCCCUGCGGCUGGUGAACCUCGGGACAUCGUGCUUCAUCAACGCGGGCAUCCAAGCCCUGCUGGCAGCGCCGCAGCUGCCCGAGUCGAUUCAACGGGGGGCGAGUGCCGCAGAACGAGCCCUUCGGAACGUCAUCGCUCUCGCAGGCUCGUCGCCGACGGCGUUCGUGCCUCGGGCCCUGACCGAACUAUACUAUCACAAUCGUCAGGAGGACUGCAGCGAGUUCGUUCUCGGGCUGCUGCACGCAUGUGGCAGCUGUCACGGCAUCUUCGCAGGACAAGAGCAACCUCGCCUCCGAUGCCGUCAUUGCGGUUACAGCCGCACUCUACCGGCUGAGCGAUUUCUGUCCUUACAGCUGCCACUGAUGACCGAGAGACGCAUUCGCUCCGUGCAGGAAGCGCUGGACGCCUACGUGACAGCAGAGUACAUCCAAGAGGGCAUAGAUGAUUGGUGUUGCCUGAGCGACGAGUGCUUCGACGCCGGCGUCGUUAUGGAUGCGCCAAUACAUCAAACUCAGAUCAGCAAUUGGUCGGAAGCGCUCAUGCUGUGUCUCAAGCGCUGGGACAGCACGCAUGGACUACUCGACCAUGAAGUCUACUGCAACGGCACUGUUACAGCAGCAGGCCAGACGUAUCGACUUCAAGCCCUGGUCACGCACAUCGGGGACAACGCGAUGGCCGGUCACUACGUGUCCUAUCGGGCCUGCCGAGAUGGUUUCCGUAAAUUCGACGACAACCACAUCACGCCAUCCACGCGGAACGACGGCUAUUUCGUGACGCUGCCGGGGGAAAAGGUCUACAUGCUCGUGUACACGAAGGCCAGCUCCGACUCCGACGACAGCGACUCGGACGUCAUCGUGGUGAGGGACACCGACCAGCAAGCCGCAGAGACAAGCUCGUCCCAGCAAAAAAGAAAGCAACCGGAAACUAGCGGAGACGGCGACAAGCAGCGGCCCAAACGACUCCAAAACUUUUGCAAUUAUGCUGCCGAGGACAGGCGCCAGAUUGCAGAAGUGCUUCGCAAGAGUGUCACUCUACAGGAUGCCAUCGAUGCCUUGCAUCAGCAAGUUCCUGACUUCACGACGCUGGACACGACAUCGUCGACUUACUUGUCAAGGAGACUUCUGAGGAGUUGGCUCUCGAAUCACAGUGCCCUCGAGAAGGCCCUCUCCACUGCCUGCAAGAGCGACCUCCCCGCCCCCAAGAAGGAGAACAAGAAGAAGAUCACGCGCAGAUCGGGUAGUGCGUGUGCCAAUUUGGGCCAGGACGCCAGCAGCAAGGUAAAUGCUGCCCUCGAAAUUGCGACCUCCACUGGACACUUCGAGGACACUUUGACGCAAACGUUGCCCGGCUUUAGCAGCACCGAGGCGACUGCUCAGCACUACAUUCCGCGGGCUACCUUGCACAGAUGGUUCGUCUCAACAUCACAGAUAUCCCCGCCCGACACGUGGGCGGAUGAACACGGCCGACACUUUACUAUUGCGUGUGACAAGCCCGCAAAGAGAUCGACCGUGCCUGUGUCCGAGAUGGACGAGAGCUCCGUCUGGCUGCUGCAUGGAUCCUGGACAUUUUGUCCACAUUGCGGACGGCAUCGACCACAAACCAGGAUGCAAGGUUUGAGCGUCAAGCACAGUUCUGCAGUGCCAUGCUUCCCCUCCUGCGACCGCGAUGCUGCGGACUUGUUGGCACCACGCCAAAGCCAGGUGACGAUGGCCAACAAAUUAGAAGGCUACGUCGUGCCCCGAGCAGAUCAUUGGCGCUCAUGGAGUAACCACAUCGGCAACGGCGAACUUCGGCUAGCCGAUCUUCUCUCUGAGGCGGAGCUGCGUGACUUGGCGGUGCUCCAUAUCAACGUAGAGUUCCGGAGUCGACGUGGUGGCAAGGCCAACAUUACCAGCAAGCAGAAACGAACAGUGGUCCGAUGCACAUGGCGACCCACUUCGCUGCUCAGUCUUCGUCGGAACAACCAAGCAGCGCGCGCCUUCACCUGGCUCAUGCAGCACAACGCUACCUAUGCCAGCUAUGUGCAUCGCCAUGAGCAGAUGAUGGAGAGUCAUCGGGAGGAUGAGGCGUGGCGUGAGGUCCCGACUGCGGAACUCCUCCUCAACAUGCCGGGCGUCGAAGUUGCUGCGAGGCCGUGGUUGUACCCUCUAGCCAGCUACGCAGAGACGGACCUCGCGCAGCGGCUCUCGGCUCUGGGAUGGAUCGCCAGCACGCAAAAACCCAGCGUGCGUGCAGCUUUCUUACGGAAGCUGACCGGUCGCUGCAUCGACUACGCCAGGGACUUUCCACUACAGUGUCUUCUAUAUGACGUCUGCAUGGCCAAGACCAUUACGAGCGUCAUGAGCGUAGCCCACCAGCAAAACGUCGCCCCGGAACGAAUCUCCGCGGACAUGGACAUGUUCGAAGGCUACUGGCUGCAACAGCUCCAGAAAAUGGAAGACAUAUGCCGGCAGGAGUAUGAGAGAUCCAACAGCAUGACCGAGGCUCUCCCGAACGUGUUCUUCACGGUCGCCCCCGCAGAGUGGAAGUACGUGUUGCACGACGGCAUCUUCUUCGAGGGCUCGCUCAGCGAUCAGCAGCAGCUUCUCACAUUGCAUUUGCACCAAACGCUGCAAAACCUUCUGGAGGUCCAUCUUCUGCAAGAUGGAAAGAGUCUGGAAGAAGUCGGCGUCGCUCGGGUUCGACAGUGGAGCUUCCGUUUCGAGUUUCAAGGCCGUGGCACCCUCCAUCUGCACGCAGUUCUGUGGGCGGACUUCCUGCCGGGUUGGGGUGCAGAAAACAUCAGCGGACGCACAAACACCGAUAAGACCUCGCCGUUUCUCAACCUGCUCGAGAAGCUAUUUCGAUGCCGAGCAGACGUCCAAUGCGGCGACGGCUCUCACGUCUUGCUGAAGUACGUAGCCGGGUACCUCGCAAAGGCCUCGGAUGCCCUGAAAUUCCAAGCGAAACAAGUUCAACUCGAAGGCAACCAAGAGGAAAGGAGUCGAUGGCGUCAGGCUUAUCGACUGCUUUCCAAAAGAUCACCCAUGGAGCAGGAAAUGGUCAUGGAGUUCGCGGGCCUGCCCAUGGUUAAGCAUUCUUUCUCCGGAUUCGCCAUCUUCGCGCCGGUCCCGGGCAGCACUGCCAAGAACACUUCUCGGCAUCACUAUGAGGCGUACCAGUACCAUCUAAAGCGGUCCGGCGGCGCAUGGCCACCUGGGGAAAGUUUGAGUUUCAUCCAGUGGCUGCGUCGCUAUCGCCUCACCAGCACGAAGCCCACCGACUACACGGCCGCGCCCCGCAAUCGAGCUGGACCUGCUGCUGGCAAACCCUGCGGCGUCGCCAUGUCUUUUCCAUUCGAGAUGCUGGACAUCUUCAUCGGAACUUGGGCUGCUGCGUGCUUGCCGAACAUGCAGGAAAUCCGAAUAGUGCCCGAGCCCGAAGCGGCAGACUACCCCGAGGAACACAGCGAGGAGCUGCUGCGCCACAACUCCUUCCAUGCGCCCGAAGGCUGCCGCUACCUCAAAGCCGUCCUGUGCCUGGACGAAUUCCAGAAGCAAGGCGCUGCGGCGGGACGCUGGGAACCCGACAUCGGCAAGUUUCUCGGCCAGAUAGAGACAGAAUUGAUGUUUCGUGGACUUGGCCAGGAUCGCAUUGCCAGCUUCAAAGCCAGAGUGCACGCCUGCGGCCUGCUUCUCCUACAGGUCCGCGACGGCCACGAGGACCCCGGCCUGUGGAGCGCUCGCAGAAUCCACAGGUGGCCGGAACGUCAAUGGUCUGCCGAGCAACAAGAAGUCCUGGGUUACAUUCAGCGCGGCACCUCCGUUAGCGAGGCCGCCCACAUGGAAACCAGCAAACGCAUCCUUCAGGUGACAGGAGGACCAGGCACUGGAAAGACGGAGGUCCUCAUCGCCGCAGCCAGACAAGCUCUAGCAGAUGGCUGCCGAGUCCUCAUCGCGGGUCCCAUCGGCCUGCUGGUGUCGAUGUACAGGUUGCGGUUGCCGGCAGACGACAAAUUGACCAUGGAAACCAUCCACUCGGCUUUCCAGUUAACGCGAGACGCCGACAAGCCCUAUGUUCCGCCUGGCAGGCUGCGACGCUAUGAUUUAAUCAUACUGGACGAAGUGAGCCAGGUGGACACGGAAUCGUGGAAAAAGCUGAAGGCAGCCUUGCGCGAGCUUGCGCCAUGCCCGUACAUCGUAUUUGUUGGGGAUUUCCAACAACUUCAGCCAGUUGCAGGCCCUUCCCUGCUCCAACACGACCUAGCUCGAGAAGUCAAUGCGGGUGAAGUACCUUUAGUGGAACUCCAGCACCACCCGGCAGCUCGGUCCGUCGAUCCAAGCAUGCUUGAUUUUCUCAGACAGGCUCGCUUGAAGCAACCCACACGAGAAGCCCUGGAGUCGUUCUUCCGCGGCCGCAUCUGGGAAUCCGACUUGUCUGCAGCCGUCCGUGCCGCGAUUGCCCUGGAAGAGCAGAACGGCACGGCCUUCACGUUCCUGACCAUCAGGAACCGAGGCGCCUUCGAUCUCAACGUGGCCAGGCUGCAGCAACAAUUUCCAGAAGCCGCCCAAGCACUGCAACGAGGAGAAGGCAUUCCGGCAGAGACAGGAACCGUGGUCUUGUCACCAGGCAUGCGACUUCGCCUGACCUAUAACGUCGACAAAGAGAGAGGCUUUGUCAACGGUAACGUCGGCAUCGUUCGCAGUGUCCUGCGCAAAGAUGUGUGCAUCCUGCAAACUCCGCAGAACGUCUCCAUCUUGGUCCACCCCAUCACGGUCAAGGGCAGAAAGCACUUGCCCGUCGCAUACGGAUGGGCAACAACGAUGCGCAGGGCGCAGGGCGCCACCCUAGAACAAGUGGGCCUCUGGUUCGACAGAAGACUUGCUGACAGAGGGUACGCGUACGUUGGUUGCUCCCGCGCAAAGCUUCGCAACAACGUCUACCUCGUUGGCCGGGUCCGUCGGACCGACUGGAGACCAGUUGGUCAAGGCGAUGAGAACGAGCAGUCCCAUGUGUCUGCCCUCAGCGAGACCACCGACUCUGAAGACGAAGCGUCCAGCACACCAUCCUCGAACGAGACCGACACCUCCGGCGAGCCUGAGUCCCCUUCCACUGACCCCGAUUUCAGCUCCCUGGACAGUGACUGA